Messenger RNA from Effrenium voratum, 1161 nucleotides. The record is from the annotation of a GenBank genome assembly. Lineage: Eukaryota; Dinophyceae; Suessiales; Symbiodiniaceae.
AUGGCCUACGCCAAGGCGCCCGGCUAUGGCUCCGCCAUCUCCGUGCGGGCGCGAGCUCUCGCCGCGGCGCGAGCGGCGCGCUGGCCGUCCAAGCGCCGGCUCCGGCGCAGCCGGCCUUCGCGCCCGCGGAAGUCGCGAAUUCGGGGGCCGGGCGGCUACCCCAGGGUCGGCGGCAAAGUCCACCAGCUGCUGCAGCAGGAGGUGGAGGUGAACAUCCCAGAGCUGCAAGCGGAGCUGUCAACGAAGGCUGCGGAGGCUGUGCGGAGGGGCCACCGUUGCCUGCCAGCCUUUGACGGGGAGGUGCUCUGCGUGAGCCUGGCCGCCUGUCAAUCCCGGCGCCGGCACACGGAGCUGGAGCUGUCGCGCUGGGGCUUCCCAGCGCCUCAUUUCGUGGAUGCCUUUGGGCCAAGUGCCGCGGAGGUGCUGCAGGCCUUCAACUCUCCGCGCGUGGCCAAGUUCCCGCCUUGCUUCCGCUGCGGCAUGGUGGACGACUGCUGCUGCGCCAACAACGACAUGCUCCUGGAGCAGAUCGCCAACUGGCUUUCCUUUCGAAAGGCGUGGGCCAUCAUCGCGGACUCGGAGCGGGAGUGGCAUCUGCUGGUGGAGGAUGACCUGAAGUUUACGCACAAAGCUGCGGAGUGUUGGAACGAGCUCAUUACGCCAGAGCUGUUGAUGGAGAAUGCAGGCGUGCCUUGCCUGGUGCGGUGCGGCUGGCAGCUGGGCCUGGAGUACUUGGACGAAGACCCCUGCGAGCUGCUGGAGGAUGCCGUGCGCAUGUCCAACCACUGCUCGCUGAUGAACCGGGCCAUGGCGCGCGAGUUGCUGCAGGGCAGCGAGGAGCACAUUUGCGCCACCUCGGACGUCUACACCCACGAGGUGGUGGCCCCCGCGCAUCGCCACUUCACCAUGUUUCCGCCCAUCUCCUAUGACCUCUCCUUUGCGCUGAAGGUCCCAUCGCUGAUCCGGCCCAAAGGCACCGCAGAGGACGACCUGCAGCACGCCAUGGCCGUGGAGCGCGCCCGGAGGGUGGAGGUGCACAACAUCCGCGUCUGGCUGCAGACCUUGGUCUGGGUGCGGGGGCCGGUGGUUCAGCUGGACCUUCCGCUGCUGCAAAGCUGGACGGCGGUUGGAGAAGGUGAGGAGGAGCCGCUCGUUGGGUGA